Molecule: messenger RNA, 3326 nt
Organism: Ruditapes philippinarum (Manila clam)
Lineage: Eukaryota; Metazoa; Mollusca; Bivalvia; Venerida; Veneridae
Product: membrane-associated tyrosine- and threonine-specific cdc2-inhibitory kinase-like
Exons: 16
Coding region: 206-1855 (549 amino acids)
Biological process (GO): protein phosphorylation
Molecular function (GO): protein kinase activity; ATP binding
Source: RefSeq, a predicted model, not a curated record
AAUCGGGAUCUCUGUUACUAAUCGAUGGCAAAAGACCGCGAAAUUUUUCCCGAGGAAGUAGAAAAAUAUAAACAAACUCUGAGUUCACUUGUUUUGAAGUCAAUUGAAAUAACUAUAACCAUAUGAACUAACUUAUAUUUUCAAAGGUUAUAAGUAUCGAUUAAUGAGCAUGUGAAUAUUACCGUGAAUAACAAUGUAAGGCGAAAUGGCAGCCUUCCAAAGUCCAAGGCCAACGCCACAUUUUUUUCAGGAGGUGCAAACUUUCUCCACGAAAAAGUCAAGAGGUACACCAAGAGAUCAGCUUCCACCAAGACCACCUGUGAAAAGUGCUCCACCUGUAAGCCGUAUUUUCCCACAUAGACCAGUGACAAGAGCUCAGAUUGUGUCCUUUAGAAGUUCAAAAACAAAUGACUCUGUAUUGAGUCCAGGGUACAACCAACAUAGUAGAGAUUUGUAUUUUAACCAGUGUUUUCAGGUGAUUUCACAACUAGGUGCUGGCUCUUUUGGUGAGGUGUUUAAAGUCAAGAGUAAAGAAGAUGGAAAGCUGUAUGCAAUUAAAAAAUCUCGUGAAAGAUUCAGGGGCCAGUCAGAUAGAAGGAAACUUGAAGAGGUAGCUAAACAAGAGAAGUUGCCACAUCAUCCAAACUGUGUAAAAAUACACAAGGCGUGGGAAGAAAGACAACACCUUUAUCUCCUGGUGGAACUUUGUAAAACUAGUUUGAGUAACUAUGCCGAGGCACAUCAUGAUAUUAGUGAGCCCGUCAUCUGGAACUUUCUUGUAGAUCUUUUACAGGCUGUGAAACAUCUUCAUGCACAUAACCUGAUACACAUGGAUAUCAAGCCUGAUAAUAUAUUUAUAUCAUACGACGGUAUAUGUAAAUUAGGAGAUUUUGGCCUGGUUAUAGAUCUGUCAAAGGGCAAUGAUUUUUCCGAGGCUCAGGAAGGUGAUCCAAAAUACCUGGCACCAGAAUUGAUGGACGGGAAAUAUAGUAAGGCGGCUGAUAUUUUUAGUUUAGGAAUGACAGUGCUAGAGUUAGCCAGUGACCUUGACCUACCUAGAGGAGGAGAGGGCUGGCAUGUACUGAGAAGAGGACAGCUCCCUGAUGAAUUCCUGAGAGAUAAAUCGUUUGACCUGAAGUAUGUGAUACGUCAGAUGUUGGAUCCUGCACCGAGUCAUCGUCCUACAGCCGAUCAAUGUCUCGCCUUCCCUUACGUCAGAAAGGUGCUAAAGAAGAGAAGGCGAGAGUACAUGCUUAAAAGUGCUAUAUCUACUGUAAAGUCUUCAUUAUUUCAAGUAUGGGAAUGGAUGUUGCUACUACUGACUUUGUUCACCAUUCCGUACAAUAAAAUACGUAUCCGAUACAGAAAGUCCACACAUUCUAGUAGCCUCUCAUCCAGCUUCAAUACUUCCGGACAGCUGGAUCAUAGCCUCUCAGAUGAUGAAUUAUUUUUAAAUGAUGUGAGUAUACAUAACAAUUCUAUUGGCGCUCCAUUUGAUACUUCAUCCUCGGACAACAGUUUCCAUGAGGAUGUACCAGUACGACCUCCGGUCAGGAACGCGUUCACAACACCGGCUUUACGUAACCGACACUACAGCCACAUUCCAUCACCCAUGAGUUCCUCUCCUGUUGGACGAGUUUCUAGAGAUGCCUCUGUACAUUCUGCAAGUCCCAUACAUCACCAGAAUGAUGACAGUGUGAAUAGUAGUAGCUUAAGCUGGAGUGACGAAGACCGACCUGUCACACCAACGUUACAUCUAAAUCCCGAGACGGAGGAAGCCGUUACCAUUAAAGCCAACAUCGAACCUAAAAAUCUGCUGGGUAUGUUUGAUGCAGCCAGUGAUGAGGAAGAUUGAAAACUUGGUGCUCCGGACGUUUAAUGAUUAAAUUCCAGAGUCUGUUAUGAAGCUGGAACAAAUUUAACAUACAGGAAAAUAUAUAUCUGUAUAUAGCUUUGUAAGCUAGAUAUUUAGUUUGUUUCAAAGGUUAAGGCAGAAAAGAUUUCUUUAAUGUUUACAUUUAAGUAUGUUAACUGGUAUCAUUAUUUAGAUUUCAGAAAUUGUAUAUGUAUUUUAUUAUUAUUAUUUUUUUAUUUUUUUUAAUUCAAAGAAAAGAGAUCAAAAACCAGAUGUGUUCAAGAUAAUUGUAUGCAAUAUAUGUUGUAUUUCUUUACCAUUGGUAAUGGAUUAUUUUUUCUGUUGGUCAGUUUUGUAAAUUGUUGCAAUUGUAAAGGUUCGAUAUUAACUCAACCCACAAAGUGUUCAGAUGUACAUUUUACUGUCAAAAAACUGCCAUAUUAUAUAUGUAUGAUUUCUUUAUACUAAUGUUAGCUCAUUAUUUACAUUGUUUUCAAUUGAUUAUUGUUUUUUUAUUGUUGUUAAUUUGAAUAAGGAUUGAGAGUGAUGAAGUUAGUUUUGUAAUGAGAUAAUUUCAUAUGUAAAUGCCAAGAGCUGGAAGGUCUAGUGGUUAAGGUGUCUGCCUCUCAACCCAGGGAUCAUGGGUUAGAGCCCUAAUCAGGUCACGACCAUGUUUCUUCAAAUGACACCAGUACUGGUUGGUUCCGGGUAGCGGACUCGAAAGUGAUUAAUAAAAGUUGCAAGAACUUGUUUCGCAAUCGAUCUUAAAUACGAGCCGUGUCAUGACAAAACCAACAUAGUGGGUUUGCGAUCAUCAUGGAACCAGACCAGCCUGCGCAUCCGUGCAGUCUGAUCAGGAUCCAUGCUGUUCGCUAUCAUAUUCUCUACAUGUAAUAGGGUUGGUAAGGGAACAGCAUAGAUCCUGAUCAGACUGCGCGGAUGCGCAGGCUGGUCUGGAUCCAUGCUGGUCGCAAAUGCACCAUGUUGGUUUUGUUGUGACGCGGCUCAUAUUAUGUUUAAGCCAAAGAGCUGGAAGUGAGAUCUUACUCUGACAAUGAAAACUAUCUGUACUUAUUUUAAAUAUAUAUAUAUGGAACAUGAUAUAACAAGACAGGUACCUGGAGAUUAGUGCCGCAUUUUCUUUUUAUCCAGUCAGGUGCUAGUUAGUGGUAGGAUACUACGUCAUCACGCACCUGCAGAAUGCUCCCAAUCGGAGCAUUUUUGUAAACAUCCUGUUGACUUGAAGAUAAAAUAUGUUUUUACUCUAAGAAAUUUUUUAGAAAAUAAAAAAAUAAUGUAGUGUACCAAACAUCAAUGGCUCUAGUACUUGAUAUAAUUGUAAAAAAACGUUUAAAGUUUAACUGUUAAGUUUAGUCCUGAAAAUGGGGUAAGGUGCCCACUUAGACUCCCAAACAAAAUUCAUCCCAUUUUCAGGCUUAAACCAGACAAUAAAACUUUUAAAGCUUUUUAA